This is a messenger RNA of Platichthys flesus (European flounder), 2379 nucleotides long. RefSeq names its product protocadherin alpha-6-like. The coding region runs from base 1 to 2379 and encodes 792 amino acids. The transcript has a single exon. Gene Ontology annotation, cellular component: plasma membrane. Gene Ontology annotation, biological process: homophilic cell-cell adhesion. The record is from RefSeq and is a predicted model, not a curated record. Lineage: Eukaryota; Metazoa; Chordata; Actinopteri; Pleuronectiformes; Pleuronectidae. Gene Ontology annotation, molecular function: calcium ion binding.
AUGGGAACGGAUACAAAUACUCCAACGAGGAGAAGCUCAACGGUGGCUUUUUAUGGGAUUCUGCUGCUGUUUUUCGGAGAAAAGGCUUUUGCUCAAAUCCGAUACUCUGUUCCCGAGGAGGUUAAAGACGGAACUGUGGUUGGAAACGUUGCGAAGGAUCUUGGCCUGGACAUCGCUUCUUUGAUUGAUAGACGGUUCCGCGUUGUGUCUGGAAGUGAAGACGCUAUCUUUGAAGUAAACCAGAAAAAUGGGGCACUGUACGUCAAUAAUCACAUUGACAGAGAGGAGCUUUGUCAGGGCAGUGGCGCCUGCCUCAUGGAGCUGAAAAUCCUCGUUGAAAACCCUUUGGAAAUACACUACGCUGUUGUGGAAAUUACUGAUGUGAAUGAUCACGCUCCUAGUUUUCCCGAAAAGAAUCAGACGUUUGAAAUAGCGGAACAAACGCUGCCAGGAAAACGAUUUCAGCUGCACACUGCUCGUGAUCCUGAUGCCGGAAUUAACUCAAUUCGUACGUACACUUUAACAACAAAUGAGCACUUUGAAAUAAAUAUUCGUCAAAGUGAUGUGGGUAAGAUACCAUUUUUAGUGCUUAAGAAAUCGUUGGACAGAGAACAAAAGAACACACACACUCUGCUGGUGACUGCAGUUGACGGAGGUAAACCUCCGAGAUCAGGCACGUUAAACGUUUCCAUUAUUGUUCUCGACAGUAAUGACAAUCGCCCUGUAUUCAGUCAGGAACUGUACGAAGUUUUAAUUCAAGAAAAUGUUCUUCCUGGCACGUCAGUGUUUAGAAUGAAUGCGACAGAUCGUGAUGAAGGCGCUAAUGGAGAAAUUGAGUACGCACUUGGAAAAACCUUGUUGCGGAAGGCCUACGAUAUUUUUGAAUUGGACAAAUUAACUGGAGAAAUAAAAAUAAAAGGAGUAGUAGACUAUGAAGAAAACGAUGAAUAUGAACUGGUUGUGGAGGCGUCCGAUAAAGGAACACCUCCACUGACAGGUGAGUGUAGAGUCAUUAUUAAGAUUAAAGACGUCAACGACAAUCCCCCGGAAAUAGAAGUAACGUCACUGUCAGACACAGCGUCAGAAGACUCAAAACCCGGAACGGUUAUUUCACUUCUUAGUGUGCGGGACAGAGACUCAGGGGUUAACAGUAAAAUAAUUUCACAAAUAACAAAUGACGUUCCGUUUGUAUUAAAGGCCUCGUAUAAGGAGAACACAUAUUCAGUGGUCACAAAUGAUUAUUUAGAUCGAGAGCAGGUGUCACAUUAUGAGAUAACAAUAAAAGCAACUGACUGCGGCGAACCUCCCUUAUCUACUUUUAAAACUCUCAACAUUUGGAUUUCAGAUGUAAAUGACAACAGUCCACAUUUUGAAAAAAGCAGGUUAGAGUUUUAUCUGUCAGAAAAUAAUGCAGCUGGAAACUCGAUAUUCUCUGUCAGUGCAACGGACAAUGAUUUGAAUGACAAUGCAGCUAUUUCUUAUCAUAUUGUCAGGGAAGGGAAUAAAAAUGACAUAAUGGCUUUCCUCAACAUAAAUUCUGAUAACGGUCAGAUUACAUCCUUAAAAAGUUUCGACUUUGAAACAGUGAAAACUGUCCAGUUCCACGUUGUAGCGUCAGAUUCUGGAACUCCGUCAAUGAGCAGCAACGUCACAGUGAACGUGUUCAUUCUGGAUCAGAACGACAACACUCCAGUCAUCCUGUAUCCAGUCAGCUCCAACGGUUCUGCUGAAGGUGUUGAGGAGAUUCCCCGCAAUGUGAACGCAGGACACUUGGUGACUAAAGUCAGAGCCUAUGACGCUGAUAUAGGAUAUAAUGGCUGGUUACUGUUUUCACUGCAGGAAGUUACUGACCACAGUCUCUUUGGUUUGGACCGCUAUACAGGACAGAUCAGAACACUUCGCUCAUUCACAGAGACAGACGAGGCUGAGCACAAGCUGCUCAUACUGGUCAAAGACAAUGGGAACGUGUCACUCUCAGCAACAGCUACUGUCAUUGUCAGAGUCGUGGAGCCCAAAGAAGCUUUUGCAGCUUCUGAUGUUAAAAGCUCAACAAAAGCAGAGGAGGACAAUAAUGUGACUUUUUACCUGAUGAUAACUGUGAGCUCAGUUUCAGCUCUUUUUCUCGUUAGUAUCAUCGUGCUGAUUUCCAUGCAGUGCUCAAAGUCCACAGACUAUACUUCUAAAUAUCUGCCAGAGCCUAAUUAUGAUGGGACACUGUGUCACAGCAUCCAGUACAGAUCUGGAGACAAACGCUACAUGUUAGUUGGACCCAGGAUGAGUAUAGGAUCUACUAUAGCCCCAGGAAACCAUGCCAAUACACUAAUGCUGCCUGACAGGAGGUCUGCAACUGGCAAGGUAAGCCCAUGUAUCUCAAUUUAA